AUGGACGACAGUAGCCCCAGACGCCCCCGAGCUAGGUCCGAAGCGACCAGCCAGAGUAGACCAGAAUUGAACAGGGAGACGUCGCCGGGCUCACCGAGACGCGGCGUGAGUGAUACUGCCAACUAUGGCUCUCCCACCCGUCGUACUUCAGGCGUGGACACCACCCGAGAUGGUGGUGAAUCUGACGGGAUGCGACGCCGCAGUACUGUCCGCUCGGCGCGGACAGGCAGUUUGGCCCAGCGAACGACUCUAGCGGAGCGCACGCAGGGGCAAUUCACCAUGGGGGGCCCAGAGGACGGUCCUCAGCUGCGGCAGGCUCAUGAACCCUUCGUCCAACCGGGCUAUUCAGAUCUCAACCCCUCUUAUGAACAGCCCGCCAAUACGAAGCCCGUCUGGUCGCUCGCAAAGCCCUUGCCGCGUGUCGUGCGGGCCGGCAUGGUGCCCACCAAGGAGGAGCUGCUCGAUGCGCGGUUGCAGCCAGAGCGUCCGGCUGAAAACUCCCAGAAGCUGGGACUCGAUGUGGAUCCGAAUGACCUGGAGCAAGGCCAAAUUCCCAAGAUGGCAGACCCCCGGAAAAUGGCCGCACAGGUCGAGGAUGCCCGGCUCCAGCGGGAAAAUAACUUUGUCAAUAAAGUUCUCACGGGAGAUGUUGGUCCAUCGCGCGUAUCCCGGACGUCCUCUACUCGCCGCCGCCGCCCGUCAGUCCGGAUUGAUGCUCCGAGCGAUCAGCUUUCCACCGUGCCAGAAGGGCCGAGCGUGGUCCCCAGCGCAACAUCCGUUCCAGCUGGGGGAGGCGUACUUCAUGGUAGUGAUGAACACUGGAGCCUGUGCCAGAGCAACCGGAGGCGGACCCUGCCGUGGUGGAUGCCCUGCCCGACCUUUCGGCGCUACAUGAAUCCACACUCCCGGACGAUCUGCAUCCGCUCGUGCAGGAGCUGGUGGAAGACGAAGUACACAACAAUCAUACGACCUGGUCCGUUGUUCGCACUCACCAUCGGGAGGCGCUCGCGGAAUCCCUGGCGGUAUGGGUUCAGCUGA
Aspergillus bombycis is the source of this 1038-nucleotide messenger RNA. RefSeq names its product MIP transporter. The transcript is spliced from 2 exons. Bases 1 to 1038 code for a protein of 345 amino acids. Lineage: Eukaryota; Fungi; Ascomycota; Eurotiomycetes; Eurotiales; Aspergillaceae. The record is from RefSeq and is a predicted model, not a curated record.